AGGCCGCAUCGUCCGCGACAUGGUUCUUUCAUGUACACUCUUCCUGGCAUCUCCCUUGAUCCUUGUGCAGACAUGACUUCCGUCCAGCCCAAAGCAGGAACCGAGCUUCCUCUCUCAGGCCUGACCAGGGAUGGUUGGUCAAACGCAGACGAGGCCACGGCCACUUGUUCUUGUGGUGCGAUACAAAUGGUUCUUCCAAUCAAGGCACCAGGUCUAGUAAAUACAUUUGUCUGUCACUGUUCCGACUGCCGAAAUUGGUCGGCGUCAGUGUUCGCGACCAACCUUACGACUCUCGACUCUCAUACACGCUUCGUCCGAGGAGAAGACCAUCUCGUGCUUUUUUCGCAAUCUGAGACCAUUUCAAAGCAUCGCAGGAUGACAAAUGCGUUCUGCAAGCUGUGUGGUACUCUCAUGUAUCGACAAGGAGCUGUAGGUCCCGGAACCAGGUUCAUGCGAGGCGGUCCAAUCGAUGAUCACGAGCUGCACAAUACGAUUCUGAAGCCCCAAUGGGAGAUCUUCACCGAACAUAGGGCAUCUUGGAUUCCUGCAGUUCCCGGUGCCAGGCAAGAAAUUGGUAUGGGCGACUUUGACAAGCAGUGAUAUGUAGUUUAUAGACAGCGAGUAUGUAUUCGGCGUUCAGAAGCCUUGGGAAAGG
Molecule: messenger RNA, 655 nt
Organism: Kockovaella imperatae
Lineage: Eukaryota; Fungi; Basidiomycota; Tremellomycetes; Tremellales; Cuniculitremaceae
Product: Mss4-like protein
Exons: 2
Coding region: 31-600 (189 amino acids)
Molecular function (GO): carbon-sulfur lyase activity
Source: RefSeq, a predicted model, not a curated record